UGUUGUAUAGCGCAUGUGCGGCAUUUGGAAAUAUGAGGUUAGGUGAUACGUAGACAAAAAUAAGUUGCAAAGUUUCAUUUAGUAAAGAAAUUGACGAUGAAGACUUCAAUGAUUGCAUUGUUUUUCACUUUUUGUGUCUCAAAAUGUUAUUCCGAAUUCACCACUGAAGACUGCUGGGCCCUCGGUUUCAACAAAGCAAAUUUAUUGUGUUCUUCGUGUGAGCAACUCUCUAAAUUUAACUUAGACGUCAUAAAGGACCACUGCAAAGAAUGUUGUCACCUAGACGAAUCAGCCACCGUUGAGAAAAAGUACGCUAAAGCAGUCUUAGAGGUCUGCACUUGCAAAUUUGGAGCGUAUCCGCAGAUUCAGGCGUUUAUUAAGAGUUCCCGGCCUUUGCAAUUUCCUAACCUACAAAUUAAAUACGUAAGGGGGCUCGAUCCGAUUAUUAAACUGUACGACAAAGAUGGGGCGUUGCAAGAGACCGUUGCUAUUGAAAAGUGGAACACUGACUCUGUUGAGGAGUUUCUAAAAACGCAUUUAGUGCAACAAGAUGAUGAUUAUUUACGAACAAAUAUGAUUUAAUAAAAACAAGUUAUUUAUAA
Tribolium madens (black flour beetle) is the source of this 602-nucleotide messenger RNA. RefSeq names its product selenoprotein F. Gene Ontology annotation, cellular component: endoplasmic reticulum lumen. Lineage: Eukaryota; Metazoa; Arthropoda; Insecta; Coleoptera; Tenebrionidae. The transcript has 3 exons. The record is from RefSeq and is a predicted model, not a curated record. Gene Ontology annotation, molecular function: oxidoreductase activity. Bases 97 to 582 code for a protein of 161 amino acids.